GACAAUACCAUUUUGAUUUUGACAAUAAAGUGAAAACAAAAUCUCAAAAUUCUCAAAUUCUGAUUUAAUUUAUUUUUAUAUUUUGAACAGAAAGCAUUAAAUAAACAGACCUAUCAUUGUUUAUCGGAAAUCGCACUGCUGAAUAAAAGAAGCGAAGUCAAUAUCACGUAAUAAUGGCGUUAACCUAUAUUCGUCAAGCCGCAAAGUUAGUUUGUACCUCUAGUUUAUGUAGAUCGAAUUCUCAUUUAAUUAGAAAGAUAAGUACAAGCUGCCCGAGUCAGCUGGGUAUGAUCCCGAUAGUUGUAGAGCAGACGGGUCGCGGAGAGAGAGCUUACGACAUUUACUCUAGACUUUUGAGAGAGAGAAUAAUUUGCUUGAUGGGCCCUAUCAAUGAUGAUAUAAGCUCACUAGUGGUAGCCCAGCUCCUGUUCCUCCAGUCAGAAUCGAGUAAGAAGCCGGUACACCUGUACAUCAACUCGCCAGGAGGCAAUGUGACUUCGGGACUUGGUAUUUACGAUACAAUGCAGUACAUCACUCCGCCGGUGGCUACGUGGUGCGUGGGCCAGGCCUGCAGCAUGGCGUCCCUGCUGCUGGCGGCCGGCGCGCCGGGGAUGCGCCACGCGCUGCCCAACUCCCGCAUAAUGAUUCACCAGCCAUCAGGAGGUGUCAGAGGGCAGGCUACUGAUAUUCAAAUUCAGGCCGAAGAGAUCCUCAAGUUGAAAUCUCAGAUCAACAAUCUGUAUGUGAGGCACACUGGCUUGCCCAUUGAAAAGGUGCAGGGCUCAAUGGAGCGUGACUGCUUCAUGUCUCCAACUGAGGCCAAGGCUUUCGGCAUCAUAGACAAUGUGCUGGAGCAUCCUCCGUCUAUAUCAAUGGAAAAGGAAGCAACCGGAGCUGCCUCUUCUAGCUAGGAAUCUGUUUUGUUGUAACUUGUGAUCUACUUUUAAGUUGAGUAAUAGAAGAUUUAUAUAAUAAUAAAAUUUAUUUUAUGCA
Molecule: messenger RNA, 993 nt
Organism: Plutella xylostella (diamondback moth)
Lineage: Eukaryota; Metazoa; Arthropoda; Insecta; Lepidoptera; Plutellidae
Gene: ClpP
Product: Caseinolytic protease proteolytic subunit
Biological process (GO): protein quality control for misfolded or incompletely synthesized proteins
Cellular component (GO): endopeptidase Clp complex
Molecular function (GO): ATP-dependent peptidase activity; serine-type endopeptidase activity; ATPase binding
Source: RefSeq, a predicted model, not a curated record